This is a messenger RNA of Elgaria multicarinata webbii, 2385 nucleotides long. RefSeq names its product MYB proto-oncogene like 1 (gene MYBL1). Gene Ontology annotation, molecular function: DNA-binding transcription factor activity, RNA polymerase II-specific; RNA polymerase II cis-regulatory region sequence-specific DNA binding. Gene Ontology annotation, biological process: regulation of DNA-templated transcription. The record is from RefSeq and is a predicted model, not a curated record. Gene Ontology annotation, cellular component: nucleus. The coding region runs from base 1 to 2238 and encodes 745 amino acids. Lineage: Eukaryota; Metazoa; Chordata; Lepidosauria; Squamata; Anguidae. The transcript has 16 exons.
AUGGCGAAGAGGCCGCGCAGUGAGGAAGAUGAUGAUGACCUCCACUAUCCAGAUCAUGACUAUGAAGUACCACAACAAAAAGGGGCAAAGAAGAUCUGUAAUAGAGUAAAAUGGACACGUGAUGAGGAUGAAAAGCUGAAGAAGCUAGUUGAACAGCAUGGUACAAGUGACUGGACAUUUAUUGCUGGUCAUCUGCAAAAUCGUUCUGAUUUUCAGUGCCAGCAUCGAUGGCAGAAAGUCCUAAAUCCGGAACUUAUAAAAGGCCCUUGGACUAAAGAAGAAGAUCAAAGGGUUAUUGAACUUGUUCAAAAAUAUGGCCCAAAGCGCUGGUCUUUGAUUGCAAAGCACUUAAAAGGAAGAAUAGGGAAGCAGUGCCGAGAGAGAUGGCACAAUCACCUUAACCCUGAGGUAAAGAAAUCUUCAUGGACUGAAGAGGAGGACAGAAUCAUCUAUGAAGCUCACAAACGUUUGGGAAAUCGGUGGGCUGAAAUUGCAAAGCUGCUUCCUGGAAGGACUGACAAUUCAAUCAAAAAUCAUUGGAACUCCACCAUGCGAAGAAAAGUUGAACAAGAAGGAUAUUUGCAAGAUGGAAUAAAGACUGAGCGAGCCUGUUUAUCAAAACUGACACAUAAAACGUGUACAUCUGCAGAUCAUCUUCAUAUGCAAAAUCAAUUUUACAUACCAGUUCAGAUCCCAGGAUACCAGUAUGUGUCAACAGAAGGCAACUGCAUAGACCAUGUCACACCUUCUCCAAAUUUCAUUCAGCAGCCAUUUGAUGAUGAUCCUGACAAAGAGAAAAAAAUAAAAGAACUUGAGCUGCUACUUAUGUCAGCCGAGAAUGAAAUCAGGAGAAAGAGAGUCUCAGCUCAAGUUGGAAAUUUUUCUAACUGGUCUGGAAGCUUCAUCAUGGAAGACAGCAUGUCAAAUACUCUAAACAGCCUUGGGGACCAAACAAACGACUUUUAUAUGGAUGAUACGCAGGCUGCAACAGCUCAGCAAAACUCACCUACCAAAUAUUUGGCUGUGGAGGCAAAUGCGGUGUUAUCCUCUCUACAGACCAUUCCUGAAUUUGCAGAAACGCUAGAACUCAUUGAGUCUGAUCCUGUAGCAUGGAGUGAUGUCACCAGCUUUGACCUCUCUGAUGCAGCUACCUCCCCUGUCAAUCAAGCUCCGGUAAAACUAAUGCGGAUUCAACACAAUGAUGGGGCUAUGGAGUGCCAGUUUAAUGUAAGUGUUGUACUUGAUGGCAAAAAAACAAGUGAUGAGGAAGAAUCAACAUCCCCAAGCGCAGCCAAGUUCAGCACUCCUCCGACUAUUUUGCGCAAGAAGAAGAAACUCAGAGCUGGGCAGUCACCUGUCAGUGAACAGAAUGACGGUUCAUGUAGCAAUGCGCCCAACAUUCCGUUAAAACAAACACCAGUGAAAACACUACCUUUUUCUCCUUCCCAGUUUUUCAACACCUGUUCUGGAAAUGAGCAGUUUAACCUUGAAAAUCCUGCAUUUACAUCAACUCCAGUUUGUGGCCAAAAAGUUCUUAUUACAACUCCUUUGCAUAAUAAAGAAAUGACACCGAAGGAUCAAAAAGAAAAUGCAGGUUUUAGGACACCUACUAUUAGAAGAUCUCUACUAGGUACAACACCAAGGACGCCUACGCCAUUCAAAAAUGCUUUAGCUGCUCAGGAAAAAAAAUAUGGUCCCCUGAAAAUUGUGUCACAGCCACUUGCCUAUUUGGAAGAAGAUAUUAGAGAGGUUUUAAAGGAGGAAACUGGAACAGAUAUAUUCUUCAAGGAAGAGGAGGAUUCGGUUUAUAAAGGCUGCACGAUAGAGAACCCUUCUGCAAAGAAAGUCAGAAAGUCAUUGGUCCUGGAUCCUUGGGAAAAAGAAGAGCUUGGUGCCCCGUUUUUCACAGAAGACAGUGUUUCAGAUGUACAGUCAGAAAAUAUCUAUACUACAUCACUCCUAAUGAUACCAUUAUUGGAAAUACAUGACAACAGAAGCAAUAUGACUCCAGAGAAACAGGAUUCCUGUUCAACAAAGCCAAAUGUAGUGAUGAAAAAAAAGCCGAAUACUUGCACUUCAAAAGCUGUCAAAACAGAAAAAACACUUCAGGCAAAUUGUGAAUGGGAAGCUGUUGUUUAUGGGAAGACAGAAGAUCAACUUAUUAUGACUGAGCAAGCAAGAAGAUAUCUGAGCACCUAUACAGCUACUGGCAGUACUUCAAGGGCACUGAUCUUGUGAUUGUCUCAAAACUCACCAAUCUACCUUUUUAAUUUUUACUACGGACUUCAUGCUGAAAUGUUUUUCAGUGAUGUAUGUGCUGAUACUUUUUUAGAUUUGAGACUGCCUUAUAAUGGAGAACUUGUGUCUCUUUUUCAAAAAUGACAA